CCAUCACUGGCAACUGGCUGUGCACAGAAGGAAACAAAAAACGUGGCUCCUCGGGUCUCCACUCACGUGUCACCGUCAGAAACACGACCCGACCACUGACCUCACAGCGGCGCCCAUGCCGGUCUCCCCACACUACCGGCUUUGUCCAUCUUCAGAUGAGUCCUCGGGGGCUCAGGUCUUAUGUGGAACGACAGAAGCACCGCAGGGGCUUCCCUCCGACAGUGGCAGGGUGGCCAAGUUCGUGGGCGCGCAGCCCCAGCCCAGCGAGCACGGCAAGGGACCCAACUGGCGGCCCCGCCCUUGACUUGUCAGUCCCCGGAGGCCGCGAGGACCUGCGGGCCAGCCUGGGAGCCUCGGGAGAUCCCAGCAUGCCUUCCGAGACACCACAAGCAGAAAAGGGGCCUGCAGGGUGCCCCCACUUCCCAGGGGCACACUCAGGGAAUGGAAGCAUGGAGAAGGAGCCCCCCAGGGACAAGGAAGCCAACGAUCGCCUAUGGAUCCGACCUGAUGCCCCAAGCAGGUGCUCCUGGCAGCUGGGCAGGCCUGUCACUGACUCGCCACAUUACCACACUACCUUGCCAAAAAACCCCAAAAUCUUGCCAGAUAUCCUGAAGAAAAUCGGGGAUACCCCCAUGGUGAGGAUCAACAAGAUCGGGAAGAAGUUCGGCCUGAAGUGUGAGCUCCUGGCCAAGUGUGAGUUCUUCAAUGCCGGUGGGAGUGUGAAGGACCGCAUCAGCCUGCGGAUGGUCGAGGACGCCGAGCGGGCCGGGACCCUGAGACCCGGGGACACCAUCAUAGAGCCAACGUCAGGGAACACAGGGAUCGGACUGGCCCUGGCCGCCGCCGUGAAGGGCUACCGCUGCAUCAUUGUGAUGCCAGAGAAGAUGAGCAUGGAGAAGGUGGACGUCCUGAGGGCCCUGGGGGCCGAGAUCGUGAGGACACCCACCAACGCCAGGUUUGACUCCCCUGAGUCGCACGUGGGGGUGGCGUGGAGGCUGAGGAAUGAGAUCCCCAAUUCUCACAUUCUGGACCAGUACCGCAAUGCCAGCAACCCCCUUGCUCACUAUGACACCACGGCUGAGGAGAUCCUGCAGCAGUGUGAUGGGCAGCUGGACAUGCUGGUGGCUUCAGCAGGCACGGGCGGCACCAUAACAGGCAUUGCCAGGAAGCUGAAGGAGAAAUGCCCUGGGUGUAAGAUCAUUGGUGUGGAUCCCGAAGGCUCCAUCCUCGCGGAGCCUGAAGAGCUGAACCAGACAGAGCUGACAGCCUACGAGGUGGAGGGCAUCGGCUAUGACUUCAUCCCCACAGUGCUGGACCGCACGGUGGUGGACAAGUGGUUCAAGAGCAAUGACGAGGAGUCCUUUGCCUUCGCCCGCAUGCUGAUCGCGCAGGAAGGACUGCUGUGUGGUGGCAGUGCCGGCAGUGCCUUGUCGGUGGCCGUGAAGGCCGCCCAGGAACUGCAGGAGGGCCAGCGCUGCGUGGUGGUCCUGCCCGACUCUGUGCGGAACUACAUGUCCAAGUUCCUGAGCGACAAGUGGAUGCUGCAGAAGGGCUUCCUGAAGGAGGAGGACCUCACAGGAAGGAAGCCAUGGUGGUGGCACCUCAGAGUUCAGGAGCUGAGCCUGUCGGCCCCGCUCACAGUGCUGCCCACGGUGACCUGUGAGCACACCAUCGAGAUCCUCCGGGAGAAGGGCUUCGACCAGGUGCCCGUGGUCGACGAAUCAGGAGUGAUCCUGGGCAUGGUGACUCUAGGGAACAUGCUGUCAUCCCUGCUUGCCGGCAAAGUCCAGCCGUCAGACCAAGUCCACAAUGUCCUCUACAAGCAGUUCAAACAGAUCCGCCUGAUGGACCCACUGGGCAAGCUCUCGCACAUCCUGGAGAUGGACCACUUCGCCCUGGUAGUGCAUGAGCAGAUCCAGUCACGGGACCCGGCCUUGUCAGGAGUAGUGGGGGGGCCUGCAGACCACAGCAGCGCGAAGUCCAGGAACAGGCAGAUGGUGUUUGGGGUCGUCACUGCCAUCGACUUGCUGAACUUUGUGGCUGCCCGGGAGCGAGACCAGAAGACAAAGUCAGGAAGUGCCUUGGGGGCCAGAGCAGCCGGGGCGGCCCCCCAGCCCUGACUCCCCACACACUGCCGGCUUGGCGCCCCUUCUCUGUUGCUUUCGUAAACAGCAAACACGUAUGAUCUCUGAUCGCCUGGAUAGGCAUUGCUCUCACAAUGGGUGGCGGUAGGUGUAGGACGCUUAGCCCAGCCGGCCGAAAGGUUACUGUUUCCUUUUAGAUAAAUCCAUCUACUUAUGGUUUAUUAGAUGUGAUCUCGUUUUCCUUAAUUUGACUUUCUCAUAAAAUGUUUCAACAGGGAAAUUUCAUUAAAAGGGAACUAAGCCAGGCAGGUGAACCUGUGCAGUGAGUGGGGCAGGGUGGACUAACGGCAGAAGAAAGUGCCUUUUCUAGAGAAGAAUCCAGAAUUGGGAAGAGCAGAAAAGGGCUGAGGAAGGAUUUAGGGGUCUCCUGGCCAUGCUGUUCACAUGUGGCUGUUGGUUAGAGUGGCUUGAGUUUUUUAAUUGAGGUGAAAUUCAGAUAACCUAAAAUGAACAAUUUAAAAUGUGCAACCCAGUAGUUUUUCUUAUAUUCCCGAUAUUGUGCAACUGCCACCUUUAUCAAGUCCCAAAAUAUUUCUUCACCCAUUAGCAGCCUCUCCGCUCUCCCCUUCCCUCCUCUCCUGGCAACCACUAAUCUGCUUUCUGUCUCCAUGAAUUUACCUGUUUUGGACAUUUCAUAUAAAUGCAGUCAUACAAUU
Molecule: messenger RNA, 2800 nt
Organism: Manis javanica (Malayan pangolin)
Lineage: Eukaryota; Metazoa; Chordata; Mammalia; Pholidota; Manidae
Gene: CBS
Product: cystathionine beta-synthase
Cellular component (GO): cytoplasm
Molecular function (GO): cystathionine beta-synthase activity
Source: RefSeq, a predicted model, not a curated record